This is a messenger RNA of Doryrhamphus excisus (bluestripe pipefish), 1776 nucleotides long. Its product is annotated as major facilitator superfamily domain-containing protein 8. The record is from RefSeq and is a predicted model, not a curated record. Lineage: Eukaryota; Metazoa; Chordata; Actinopteri; Syngnathiformes; Syngnathidae. Gene Ontology annotation, molecular function: transmembrane transporter activity. Gene Ontology annotation, biological process: transmembrane transport.
AUGGAUAAUCUCCAGAAGAGGAAUCUAACUUUUAUUACCAUUGGACUAAUAUUCAUGCUGAGUGGCAUAGAGUAUGCGGUCAUUCUGCCAACAAUAUGGCGUUAUCUCCAGAUCUUAGAUGCCCCUCCGUACUUCUUGGGUCUGGGUCUGUCUGCUUUCAGUUUAAGCAGCCUUCUCAUUGGUCCGUUCUUUGGAUGCUGGUCAGACCGCAGUAGAACUACCAAGUCUAUUAUUCUCUUCGCCAAUCUAUUUGAGAUUGCCGGUAACUUCAUGUAUUUUAUUGGCUAUUCAAAGUGGAUGUUGUUAUGCAGUCGUCUUGUGGCAGGUGUCGGUGCAGGAUCAGGAUCGUCCAUCUUUGGUUACAUCACUAGGAGCACCCAGCCGGAUGAACGAGCUAGCAUCUUUGCAGCCAUCAUGGCUUGCCGACAAGCCGGCCUCCUUGUGGGGCCAGCGUUCAACCUGUUCCUGCGGCUGUGUGAUUUCAAACUUGGACCCUUUGUUGUGAACAAGUUUACAUCUCCUGGGAUGUUCAUGUGUUUGCUGUGGGUGCUGCAGCAGUUUGUGGUCCUGGCUAUGUACUGGGACGUACCACCUAUCAGCACCACAGAGGGGGCAGUCCUGAUGGUGGACCUCAAACUGGAGGACGAGGAGGAGGUGCCGCUGAUGGGGUCAGAUGAUGAGGUGCACACGUACAGAGCUGUCACCUCCCACCAAUCGGAGCCCUCGUCCUCCUCAUCUGAAAUGCAAGCACCCCAUGAGAUACCCUGGUCCGAUUCCGAACCGUUCAACAGCCUUAGCGCCAGUCGAGAGUUCCUGAGGGAGGAGGUGAUUGUUCUCCUCACGGCUCAGUUCAUCACUCUCUUCAAUCAGACUGCGCUGGAGACCAUGGUGACUCCUCUGACGCAGCGCUACUUCAGCUUUGGCGAGCUGGGCAACAGUGUGAUGUACAGCCUGUGCGGCGUGGAGGUCAUCCUGGGCUUCCUCUUUGUUCGCUGGCUGAGCGGGAAGGUGGCGGACCGUGCAGUGCUGGCGGUGGGCCUGGUCAUCUGUUGCACCGCCUGUAUCUGGUGCCUCGUGUUCCUCUGCAACCUUCAAGGUAACUACGAGUGGGAGAUGUCGGCCUUCGUCAUCGGCGUCUUCCUCCAGCUGCUGGGGCUCCCCUUCGUCGCCGUGUCUCAGGUGUCUCUGUUCUCCAAAGUCACGGCAGAGAAAACACAAGGAUUCAGUCAAGGCGUGAGGCGAUCGGUAGGGGGCCUCGCCACCAUCCUGGGUCCCUUGUGGGCUGGCGGAUUGACCAAUCAUUUAUACAUCAUGCUGGGCGUGAUGCUGGCUCUCCUCUUGAUGGUCUCAGUUAUGACGGCGUUGUCAUACGGACGCCUGACUCAGCCCAGAGCGGUGCAGUGCGCCCAGAGCUCUGACAGUGGAGGAUAGAGCUGCAGGCGGUGAAAAAAGAGCUGGAGAAGCUAAAAACAGAAGCAAUUCCCUUCAUCUCAGAAAGGAUCAAUGCAGAGGGACAGCAGAAAUAAAACAUACUGUCACUGCCAGAAAUUGAGUUAAAAUACCCUGCUUUAGAAGCUUUGCGCCUGCAGACUAGCAAGCUAUACCCCUGCAUGUGGUUCAGUUGCUGACUAAUAACGUUGUCUUGCACUAGGGGGCACUGUUGCUCUCAUGUUGUGGCUGCAAUGGGGCAGCAUUGAAGAUGAAAGCCCUUCUUCUCCAACUAAACUAUUUAUAGUCCCAGGUGUUGAUGGAAAGAUAAGAGGAGAGGUUUUUCCA